AUGGAGCCUGGAGUCAGCCGGCUGCCUCUCCAGGUCCUGGGAGAGAACGAGGCGCUGCAGCAGUUCUUCAGUGGUCAGGAUGUGAGCGGUGUGUUGGACAGCUCUGUCGCUGUGGAUACGAGCAUCCUGGAGCAGUACCUCAGCAAUGACAUGGAUCCCAACAGCUUCAUGCUCCCUGAGUCUCCUCCUGACUCGAGCUCGGAGGCCUGUUCACCUGCACGGAUACCAGACUUCCAUCACGAGCCGCCAUAUUGGUCCAACCAGCAGACCACCCAGGAGGUUUUCCAGCCCGCGACACAAUCUGCUGCUUCUUCAUCCUGUAGCUUUAAGGAUCGAGGCUCUACCCACACCCACUCUGACUUGCUGACCCACAAUCAGCUCCGCAGUUUGGGCCUCACUAACACUUACAUCAAGACUGGGACACCGCCCAUCCCACCUGCUGCACCUGCUCCCCUGCACCAGCAUACGCACCACUCACCUGAACACAUACACUACCUGAGUCCACAGAGCUGCUCACAGGUUUACACCCCACCCACACCUCCCUCCCCGCCCUUACCUCCCACGAACAGCUACGUUGCACCCUGUGCUGGCCCAGACAUGGGCCCCCAUUUAACUACGCCUCCUUCGGCCUGUUUGCUGGGCUCCGCCCCAACGCUACACCCCUGCUCCCCGCAAAGUAAAAAGAGGAGGAGAUCAGAGUGUGAGGAACCAGCGGGAGGAAUGGAUGCUUCCUGCAGUGAUGCUGAUGGGACUUGUGGUGGCAGUGCAGGGAAUGGCGUAGGUGGUGGUGGACUAAAUUUGGGAUCCUUCCAGCUUCUGACCUGGGAACAAUAUAGGCUGGGACACUGGAGCACUUUGUACGACAGCAGCUACCAGACACUGUCUCCUCCUGCCUACCACGUCGACACAGAUAAAGGCUUCAACUAUUCCACAGCUGACGAGGCUUUCGUUUGCCAGAAGAAGAACCAUUUUCAGGUCACCAUUCACAUUGGCAUGGCUGCAGAGCCACAAUAUGUCAGGACACCCAGCGGGUCACAGCAGGUGGACCACUUCCUAAUAAAAGUGUUUGGGGUCAAGCUGGAAGCUCCAAGCCACCAGGUGACCAUCGAACAGUCCCAGCCCGACCGCAGUAAAAAGCCCUUCCACCCUGUCAGGGUCAACCUUCCCAGCGGUAAGAUCACAAAGGUAACGCUCGGCCGGCUGCACUUCAGCGAGACGACGGCCAAUAAUAUGAGGAAGAAAGGCAAACCCAACCCUGACCAGAGGUAUUUUCAGAUGGUGGUCGGUCUAUACGCUGCAGUGGGAGAGGACACCUUUCUCCUGACAGCUCUGGUGUCAGAAAGAAUCAUUGUCAGGGCUUCAAACCCCGGUCAGUUUGAGACAGAUGGGGAUCCCCUGUGGCAGCGUGGGGGGGUGCAGGACGCUGUGGUCUGUCAGGGUCGGGUGGGCAUCAACACAGAUUCCCCUGAUGAGGCGCUGGUCGUGUGCGGUAACGCCAAGGUGAUGGGCGCCAUCAUGCAGCCAUCCGACUGCCGUGUCAAAGAAAACGUACAGGAGGUUGACUCUGAGCAGCAGCUGAAAAGAAUCACUCAGAUGAGAAUAGUCGAGUUCGAUUAUAAACCAGAGUUUGCCUCCACCAUGGGAAUGGACCACACCCACCAGACAGGUAUAAUAGCUCAGGAGGUGAAGGAGCUGCUGCCGUCAGCGGUGAAGGAAGUCGGAGACGUCACCUGUUCCGAUGGAGAGAGGAUUCCUAAUUUCCUCAUGGUAGACAAGGAGCAGAUCUUCAUGGAGAACAUUGGGGCGGUGCAGCAGCUGUCGAAGCUCACCGACAAUCUGGAGACUCGGAUCCAAGACCUGGAGGUCUGGAACCGCCGAUUGGCUAAACUGAAGAGCCUGACGGGAAGCCUGCGAUCCACAGAGAAACCCAGAAGAAACAGCAGUGUGUCGACAAUGCCGAGUACUGACACUUGUAAGACUGGGAAAGUCCAGAAGGAGGGCUGCAGUCAGAAAUACAGCCACUGUCUGCAGCAUAGGGUCUUCCAGGCCAGCGCCUACAGCCUGCUGGCCACCAUGGCUUUCUGCAUCAUCUCUAUCACUGUUCUGUACCUGCUAAAUUUGAAGGAGGAAGACUUGAAUGGCUUUCCCGACAACAGUAAUGGGAGCGUGGUUCCUAUGCAGUCCACAGCUUGGACCAGCACAGUCCGGCCAACCAGCCCACCCGGCCCCUGGCCCCCAGAGGUUGACUUCUGUGACCUGUUUUACUGUGACAGGGUGUACUGCUGCCCUUCACCAGCAAAGGGCAGCACUGACUUCAAUGCCACCGCCAUUGAAUCAGGUGGAACAGAAAAGCCUGAUAUUGCAGAAAAUAGAAAAGAAAAACUUUAUCGCAAGCUGAAAAGUGCCAAAGACUGGACAAACACCACCAUCCAUUCUUUCAGGAUCAAAGAGAACCAGCAGCUGAUUGACAGCAAAUAUUGUCUAAGAGAUGAAUGUGGGCCUGGUAGAUACGCCUACAGAGUUCCCAUUAGCCAGUUUGUCCCAGUCAACAUGAGAGUUACCCUGCUCAUGAACUCUACGGAGCUGCUGGUGGUCCAUCUGUGUAGCUUCGAUGAGUCAGCGGCCUGCUCCUCUCUGCUGGAUGUUAACACUGUCACAGGGAGCGUAUACCCGUUAAACACACAGGGAGAACAUGAAUGGCCUCUCCACGUGGCUCGUCUUUACCACAGCUCAUAUCACUUCCGCUCCACAGUGGCUGGUCAAGCAGACUGCAGUACUGACCAUCACUUCUCGGGGGCGCUCUUCACUGACUACAUUUUCCACUUCUACAGACACUGCACAGACUCAUAG
Messenger RNA from Seriola dumerili (greater amberjack), 2850 nucleotides. It is a transcript of the gene myrfl, whose product is annotated as myelin regulatory factor-like. The coding region runs from base 1 to 2850 and encodes 949 amino acids. NCBI's taxonomy places the organism in Eukaryota, Metazoa, Chordata, Actinopteri, Carangiformes, Carangidae. The record is from RefSeq and is a predicted model, not a curated record. Gene Ontology annotation, cellular component: endoplasmic reticulum membrane; nucleus. Gene Ontology annotation, biological process: protein autoprocessing; positive regulation of DNA-templated transcription. The transcript is spliced from 23 exons. Gene Ontology annotation, molecular function: DNA-binding transcription factor activity; sequence-specific DNA binding.